CUCGAGCGACUGAUGCCAUCUCUCUCCUCGCUAGCCAUAAUUAUGAAGGAUAGCAAGACUUGGGACCUCGUUUGGACUGAUAUAUUUCCACAUUUGGAUUCAACUGGGGAAAGAAUGGUGAUUCCACAAAUUGAAGAAUUAAGUAUAUCAAUGGUGGAGGACUGUGACGCUGCAAAGAUUCAUAGAAUUCAAGCCAUUUUUCCAAAGUUAAAAAAGUUUUGCCACUUUGGCGAGGCUGAAAAUCCAGAACUGCUCCCUGCCGUGAGAUUUAUCCCUGAUCCGGAUAGAGAUCCUCAGAUUUUAUUUGUCUGCCGACAUGAUAAACAUUGUCGGCCAAGGAGGGACUGGUGGUUGGACAAGAAGCAUGCGAAAAGAUUCUGUUUUUAUGACUAUUUUGCAAAUUUUGAAAACGAUUUAGGUUACGAUGUUUAAACAAUUUAAGUUUUACUUGUGCAUAUGUACAAGGUCGAUGUUAAUAGUCAAUAGUUCCAUCACGAUUCUGUCUAAUACUUCACUAUAAAAUAAUGUUUGUGUCCUUAUGCUACAUAUGUAGGUUUGGUAUAUCUGUAUAUGUAUGUACAUUAAAAAAUAACGCUGUUGAAUUAACACGCGCGGUGCCUAUAUGAAUCUACCGCCUUCGUGUUAAAUCUUAAACCGCACGGUGUUAAUACUGACACCAAGGGAAUGUGAUGUGAAUGCAAUGUGAAGUUGGCGUUUCCUUUUUUCGUCCAGCCUUUAAUUUUGUAGCCGAAAAUAGCCAACACCUGACUGCUAAACUAACAGUUUGACAAUCCCUCCCGCCAAAUUCAUGAGACAUUGUGAGAUGCCGUCCUCAAAUGUUCCAACCACCUCAAAUUCAAACAUGCUGGGCUUCCCGCCCAUUUCUGAGGGCAACGUGAGACUCGCACUGAUUCAACUCUGAUCCUGUCAAUUAAGUAUUUAAGUUAAACCGGAAGUGUCUUAAUAAGUAUAGCUUCAUCCUAGCCAAGCAAAGAUGAAACAACAACUAAACCUUAAC
Messenger RNA from Folsomia candida, 1018 nucleotides. RefSeq lists its product as uncharacterized. The record is from RefSeq and is a predicted model, not a curated record. The transcript is spliced from 2 exons. NCBI's taxonomy places the organism in Eukaryota, Metazoa, Arthropoda, Collembola, Entomobryomorpha, Isotomidae. The coding region runs from base 13 to 432 and encodes 139 amino acids.